Molecule: messenger RNA, 2464 nt
Organism: Tachysurus fulvidraco (yellow catfish)
Lineage: Eukaryota; Metazoa; Chordata; Actinopteri; Siluriformes; Bagridae
Product: nuclear factor 7, brain-like
Exons: 6
Coding region: 607-2106 (499 amino acids)
Molecular function (GO): zinc ion binding; protein binding
Source: RefSeq, a predicted model, not a curated record
GACAUGCUAAUUAUAGAACAAGAGGAAAAAGGAAAGUGGCUCAUCAGUGCUCCCAUUUUAUGUUCAUGUGACAAUCCAGUCACCUGUUGUAUUUCUUCACCACAGACAAAUUUUGAAGGCUGUAAAAUUUGAGUAAUUUUCAUUUAAAACUGCUAGGUUUUCCAGGUGAAUAACAAUGAUGAUUGUAUUGGAUAUGUGUGCCUAAUUAAUAGAAAUAGGAAUUUGCGUGCUGAUCCUUUUUCUGCUAUUGUAAAGGCAAAAGAAGCUUUCCUGCUUUGUAGUAGUCAACUGUAGAGUUUACUAUUGGACAGAGUUAGCAGUAAGUGAGAGAAUGCAGGUCAAUGUCUGCAACAUGUGCUUACACCCAAAUAUAGAAUCCUGAGGAAAACAGGGUGGAGGGGUGAUGAGCACAUGCCCAGAAAACCCCUCCAGUCUCUGUUGAAGUCCAGUGAGGUGGACAUAUGCUGUCAGAUAUCUGAUAGUCAGCAGCUGUUUUUAGGACUAUUUAGAGUCUGUUUGAAAGCAGCUUGUAGCUUUUAGAGGACACAAAAUCUGAUGUUUUAAUCUAUAUUUUACUGGAUAAACAAACUAUUUACAGAAGCUGCUAUGGAUUCUAGACUCUUCAAGCAGAUUCAGUGUUCUGUGUGUUUGGGGGAAUUUACAGACCCGGUGAGUCUGCUGUGUGACCACACGUUCUGCAGGCAGUGUAUCAGUAACCACUCGCAGACCAGUAGCCGCUUACGGCUGUGUCCUGAAUGCCGUCGACCGUAUACCAUGUGGGACCUACGAUCCAACCGGGUCCUCAGAAAUAUGGUAGAUGCUGUGAAGGAGCACCUCACAGAACAACAAUCCAUGAGGGACAGGGACUUGGCCGUUGCUGGAGCCAACGGUCCGAGAGCAGGAUUGUUCGUGGAACCAGAGAAGCUGGUGUGCCCCGACCACGAUGAAAGGCUCAAACUGUUCUGUGAGACAGAUCAAAAAUUGGUGUGUCUAAUUUGUAGAGAUGGAGAUAAACACCAAGGGCACAAGUUCAAACCAGUAGAUGAAGCAGCAGAGCCCAAAAAGGAGAUGCUAAAAGAACCUCUAGGUUUCAUAUCAAAAGAUAACAAAGAGCUGGAAGAGCUGAUUAAGAGGCAGACCAACGAAAUCACAAAAACUGAGGAUCGGUCCAAGCAGAUUUCAGCCCAAAUCUCAGCUCAAUUCCAAGAGAUGCACCAGUUCCUUAAUGAGAAGGAGCAGGAGGUGAAAGCACUGCUUGAGAAACAAGAGAAGGUUAUGGUGGAGAAGAUGCAGAAGAACAGAAAUGACAUAGAGGAAAAACUAAAUGCUGGAAAAGAGCAUGAAGACAUCAUAAAGUCAGUCAUUGAAACGGAUCGGCCUGAUGGAUUUCUGCAGUGGUGGACCGAACAUGGCCAGUGUUUUGUUGAAGGGAUGAGGCAAGCUGAUGACAGUUGGUCUAAAAGAAGUGAAAAUGGUUCUCAGUCAUCAGAGUCAAGGGUGAAGGGCCUCAGUGUGACAUCUGAAUCCCUAUUUCUUGGCCCCUAUGAAACUCAUCUGAGUUUCUUUGUGUGGAAGAAGAUGCUCGGCUCCAUUAAACCAGUUCCUGAUCGUAAUGUGAUAUCUGACUGCCAUGACCCAUAUUUGAGGGUUUCCUCUGAUGGCCGCAGUGUGACUCGGACAGACAAAAAAGGCAUUUUUAAUCGCCAUAAACACUACAGACCACUGGCCAGAACCCACAAGUCCUUUCAGUCUGGACAGCAUUACUGGGAGGUGGAUGUGGGAGAAAAGAUUGACUGGAGUGUAGGUGUCGAUGGUGGAUUUAUAAGCAACCUAAAUAAGAACAUCAGGCUUCAGCUAAAACAUAACCAAGGCUACUCUAUUAAGGAGAAUAGUACAGAGAGUGAUAAGGAGCUGGCAGUGAAGCCACGGAGAAUAGGGAUAUACUUGGACUGUGACAGGCAUCAGGUUAGCUUCUAUAAUGCUGAUGAUAUGACUCUCCUCCAUACAUCUACUAAUUUAUCUUUUACUCCUUAUUUUCUGAGUCUGUCUCCAGGAGCAUACCUACAAGGCAUUAAUGCUGACCCAUUGACAGUGUGCUGGAACUGAUCGACCUCAGUUAAAACAAUGCAAAAAACUUGUAGAAUUAACUUCUAUAAUGAUGAGCAAAAUUAGCAUUUUUUCUGACAAGUAAUAUGAUACCAUUUAUAUUCAAUCUACCGAUUUCCACCAUUACCUUACAGUAUGCAAGAUAGCCAUCAUGGAGCCAUCCAAUGUGCAAAUAUUCCUGGAUGUCAGUAAAGUGCAGCAUUUUUAGGUGGGGCAUAAAAAUUACAUUCUGAUAUUAGUGUACAUUUUGUGGUUGACAAACCUCAUUCUUCUAAGCUUGUUAUUAAAUCAUUAUUUUUUUUUUACACUUUCUAUUCUUUGUUCUGUAAUGAUUAAAUAUUAAAAAUUGCGCAUCAUG